AUGCUUGAGUUCAAACUCUCCACCCCCCCGGUCAUCGACACCGAGGUUGACACCUCCGUAUACGCCACCAAAGAACCCCCCGCCUGCUCCGCUCCCUGGCCCGCCGCUCCCCGCACCUUCGCUGCCGAAGCAUGCCUCGUCCUAAUUGGUAUCCACGGAUACGGUAAGCACUCACUAGGCUUUGUCGCCGCGACAGCGCUUAAGCGCCGCUUUAUCACCGGAGACCACUACAUUCGGGGGGUUAUAGGCGUGUCAGUCGGCUUUUUUUGCCUCAGGCUAGAGCGCAACACCCAGUGUCUUCCAAUGUUGUAUGACUACGAGUCUUAA
This is a messenger RNA of Penicillium expansum, 327 nucleotides long. RefSeq lists its product as uncharacterized. Bases 1 to 327 code for a protein of 108 amino acids. The record is from RefSeq and is a predicted model, not a curated record. Lineage: Eukaryota; Fungi; Ascomycota; Eurotiomycetes; Eurotiales; Aspergillaceae. The transcript has a single exon.